AUGGCUCCGAUUGAUGAAGCAAUUGCAGAUCUAGAAUCGCGCGAUCCAGGAGAAAAGUUCACAUUAAAAGAGGUUGCUGAAAAAUGGGGGGUUGACCGCUCAACGCUGGGGCGAAGAUGGAGGCGCGUGACAGGACCUAGGAGCGAUGGAUACGCUCAGCAACAAGCUAUCGACCCACAACAGGAGUUAGAGCUUGUGCAGUACAUCAUUAAGCUUACUAAGCGAGGCCUUCCUCCUACUCGAGAGAUGAUCAGGAAUUUCUCAUCAGAAGUAGCCCAUCAGCAGCUCAGCGAAAGCUGGGUUACUCGCUUCAUCAACCGACACGAGAUCCAUCUCAUCUCAGAGUGGAUCACCACCACGGAUCGUACGCGCGAUCGAGCUGAUACUGAGUCAAGAUACCGACUCUUUUUUGAGCUGCUGCAUCGAAAGAUCACCCAAUAUCACCUUGAGGCUCGAGAUAUAUACAAUAUGGAUGAAAAGGGCAUCUUGAUUGGCUUGAUAGGCAGAAGCAAGAGGAUAUUCAGCAGACGUCAAUGGGAGAAGAAGGAGGUUCGAGCAUCUACCCAGGACGGAUCACGCGAGUUCCUGACACUCCUAGCCUGCUGCUGCGCCGAUGGAAGCUCGCUGCCUCCAAGCCUUAUCUACCCAGCUGCAGAAGGAGGUAUACAAUCGAGUUGGGUAGAGGAUAUCAAGGUAGGAGAGCAUGAGGUCUUUGUCUCAUCAUCUCCAACAGGCUGGUCAGACGAUAACAUAGGCCUAGCUUGGCUUGAGCAGGUGUUUGAUCGCUGUACGAAGCAGCGAUCAGGGAGAUGGCGAUUGCUCAUCGUUGAUGGCCAUGGAACUCAUGUCACGAAAGAGUUUAUCGACUACUGUGAUCGCCACAGGAUCCUCCUCAUGGUCCUUCCUCCCCAUUCAGCUCACACGCUCCAGCCGCUCGAUGUAGUGCUGUUAAAGCCACUCUCUCAAGCCUACUCUAACGAGCUCACAAGCUUUCUCCACAAGGCUCAAGGCCUCAUCACAAUCGAGAAAGGGGACUUCUUUCUGCUCUUCUGGAGCGCCUGGAUAUCCUCCUUCACAGAGAGCCUCAUAUUGAAGGCCUUCGAAGCCACUGGAAUCUGGCCGAUGGAUGCCAACGUUAUCCUUCGUAGAUUUGGCAGCACGCCAGAAGCUGAGAGAAUCUCAUCGUCAGGGCUCUCUGGUCACGACUGGAGAAAGCUCGAUCGGUUAGUACGAGCUGUUGUCAAUGAUAGCCAUCAGUAUGAGGCAAGAAAGCUGCGCUCAAGCGUUCACCAUCUCUCUGUGCAGCAUGAGCUUUUAAAGCAUGAGAACGAGCGUUUAAAGGAAGCUCUUCAACAUGAAAAGAAACACAAGAAGAAUGGUAAAGCUCUUGACCUUCAACAGCGCCAGGAGUAUCACGGUGGCGCUGUCCACUGUUCCCCUCGCAAGCUGCGUGAAGCUCGAGCUAGAGAGGCAGUACGGGAGCGAGAUGAGAUGGAGGUGAAACCCGAAAAAGCACGGGAUAAGAAGCAGCGCGAGGAGGCUCGAGUGCAGCGUCGAGUUGAACUCGAGGAGAAGCGUGUAGAGAGGCAGAGGCUCAAGGAGACGAGGGAGCUUGAGCGGGCUGAGAAAGCAGCUGAACGCGCGCCCAAAGUUGAAGCUCAACACCAGAAAAAAGCUGUCCAACAGGCUCAAAAACGCAAGCGACCAGCCUUGCAAGCAACCUCAUCAAGUGACAAGCGUCAAAAACGCGCUGGCGCUGCUCACGCUGGUGUUCAAGCUGAAGAUGAGCUAUCUGCUGCUCCAGCUAAAGUCACAUCACGUGGCCGCCACGUCAGCCUCCCGCAAAGAUAUAGAUAG
Messenger RNA from Parastagonospora nodorum SN15, 1857 nucleotides. RefSeq lists its product as hypothetical. Gene Ontology annotation, cellular component: nucleus. The coding region runs from base 1 to 1857 and encodes 618 amino acids. The record is from RefSeq and is a predicted model, not a curated record. NCBI's taxonomy places the organism in Eukaryota, Fungi, Ascomycota, Dothideomycetes, Pleosporales, Phaeosphaeriaceae. Gene Ontology annotation, molecular function: DNA binding. The transcript has a single exon.